Messenger RNA from Closterium sp. NIES-65, 1158 nucleotides. NCBI's taxonomy places the organism in Eukaryota, Viridiplantae, Streptophyta, Zygnematophyceae, Desmidiales, Closteriaceae. The record is from the annotation of a GenBank genome assembly.
AUGGCUACCCCUAGUGUCCUCGCUUUUGACGCUGAGGAUCGGGCCAUUGACUUUGAUGUCUGGAUAGAUGACCUGCAGCUUUUCUUACAGUGCGAUAGGGCAGACGGUCUCUCCCUCUUUGACCUCACCUCUGGUGCCUCUCCUGCCCCUACUGCUGAUGCUGACGCCACUGUUCGCUCCCAGUGGGCCACGCGCGAUGCUGCUGCACGUUUUGCUGUGCGUCGCCACCUCCCUACCUCUGAGCGUGCGCACUUUAGUCAGUACAAGAGUGCUAAGACCUUGUACGACGCUGUAGUUGCACGCUACUCCUCCCCUGCCACUGCUGCACUGAGUCUCACCCGGCUCCCUGACUCCCUUCGCGUAGUCAGAGACCACUUCCUCGCAGUGUGCCCCACCACUCUCACCGUUGACCUCCUCGAGAAGGCCCUCCUUGCAGCGGAGAAGAGCAUAGUCGCUGUAGGGGCCUCUCAUGGUGACCCCCGCACCCCUGUCUUUGAGGGGUGUUCUCCCUCCCCCCUCUUGCCCUCUGUUGCUUCUACUGUUGUGGCCGGCCUCGUUGGUUUUGAGUCUAUCGGCGCUCCGUCUGCCCCUUCGGGGAAGCGCCGCGAAGGCAAGGGCAAAAGGGGCAAGGGCGCUGGAGGAGCGGGCGGGGGCGGCGGAGGCGGUGGUGGAGGUGGCGGAGGGAGUGGGGUGCGGGGUGGGGGUUCUGGUCCGUGCACCUACGUCCUGCGCACCGGCGACCGUGCGGGUGAGCAGUGUGGGGGUGCCCACCCCACCCAGCGCUGCUUUGGCCGCCUGACGGACGCGUGGCUUCACCAGUUUCCUGAGGCCGCAGAGAUCCCUCGCUGGGGCGAGUUGUCUAGGGCGGGGGUUGCUAUCUUUGACCUUGACUUUGAUGCUAGUCUUUCUGCCAUGUAUGCUGUGACUAUUAGUGAUGAGGGUGACUGUUACCGGUGUUUCCCGCCGGACCCGGGCAUUGAGACUGCUGCUCUAGGUACUGGUGAGGCUGCUGCCCUAGGUGCUUGCGAGGCUGCUGCUCUAGGUGCUAGUGCGUCUGCGUCCUUAGGUACUGGUGAGUCUGCACUCUUAGGUACUGCGUCGGCUUCGGCCUCCCUCACCUUCACCCUUGAAUCUGGGGCUUCUCGCUCCUUCUUCUGA